ACUCUGUCAAACAUAGUUUACAUGUGUUGAAUUAGAUGUAAUUUUGUUUAAAAAAUACCUACUUAAUAAAGAAUAUUUAAAACAGCAAAAUGGGUAAAAAGAAAAAUAAAAAUAAAGUAAGCGGUGCCGUAAAGACCGCUGCAAAAACGGAAAAGAAGUUAGCAAAUAAAUUAAAAAAAGAACUCGCAAAUUUGGGAGAGGAAGAUAUAGCUAAAGUUGUAGCCCAAAUAGAGCGGGAAGAAGCGAAGCGCGCUGCGGCUAGUGAGAAGAAUCUACCCGGGCCUCCGAGUGCCAGAGCGUACGCUACUCUCACGCCGCAUCCCACUCUCAAUGAACUUAUAUUGUUUGGUGGUGAAUACCACAAUGGACAAAAGACAGAAGUGUACAAUGAGCUAAUAUUCUACAACCCUGUGAGCAACAGCUGGCGGCAGGUGAAGGCACCCGGUGCACCACCACCCCGUAGUGCCCACCAAGCUGUAGCUACUCCUGCCAAUAAAGGUGAACUGUGGGUGUUUGGAGGAGAAUUUACAAGUCCAUCAGAGACACAAUUCUACCAUUACAAGGAUCUUUGGUGUUUUUCACUUGCGGAAAAGAAAUGGGAAAAGGUCGUGGCUCCAAAUGGUCCGUCAGCGCGGUCCGGUCAUCGCAUGUCGUUAUUGGGACGGAAACUGCUGGUGUUCGGCGGGUACUGCGACGACGGUCGCGAGUGCCGCUACCACGACGACCUAUUCGCCUUCUCCCUGGAUACCAGGACGUGGGAGAAGAUCACCCCUAAUGGUAGAGGGCCCAGCCCGCGAUCAGCUUGUCUCAUGCUGCCUGCUGGGAAUGAUUCGGUGAUAAUUUACGGUGGUUUCUCGCGUGUGCGCGACGGGAGGACGGAGCGCGCGUGUACGCACACGGAUAUGUUCCGGCUCAGCUGCAGUACGAGCGGGACUUGGGCGUGGCGCUCGCUGGGGGGCGGGGCUCGGACUGCGCGCGCCGGUCUCGCCGCAGCCGUCAACGUGCAUGCCAACAGGGCCUACGUGUUCGGUGGCGUCAAUGAUGUAGAAGAGACGGAAGAGGAGCUCAAAGGAGAGAUGAGCGAUGACCUGUCCGUAUUGGACUUGGAGACGGCGCGGUGGCAUGGUGUCACUCUGCGCUCCGAUCAGCCACGCCCACCUGCCGCUCAAGACACGCCCAAGGAGGAGCCGUGCCCAGAACCUGUCACAGUGAUAACAGACGAGGUGUUCACAAUAAAGCUGGGUGGUGGUCCAGUGGUGACGCGGGAGGAGGGGGCGGGGCGAGAGCGCGCGGGCGCGGGGGGCGGGCCGAGCGCGCGCAUGUCGGCCACGUUGGCCGCACACCGCUCCGUACUAUACGUGUACGGCGGCGUAUUGGAGAAGGAAGAGAAGCAGUUCUAUCUGGGAGAUAUGUACAGCCUUGAUUUACACAAACUGAACGAGUGGAAGACUAUAAUCUGUCAGCCCGCGUUGCCUGACUGGCUCGGCUCAGACUCUGAGGAGUAUGACUCUGAUGGCUCCGACGAGGAGUCUGACAGUGACGACUCUGACGAAUAAACCAGUGAAAGUGUCAAGUGAAUAGUGUUUAAGUGUUAUCAGUGUCUAAAGAUCUAGAGAUUACCAAACUUUUUUUCUUAUUGAACCCCGUCAAAAUUUUCCUUUUUUUGGUGAAACUGUGCUGUCAAUUUCUUUAACUUCCAACAACCCCCAACAAGUCUUCCGUAGACCCCAGGAGGUCUAUCAGGACCACUUUUAAAAGUAACAGUCUAAAGUGAUCAGGGUUUUG
Messenger RNA from Papilio machaon (common yellow swallowtail), 1785 nucleotides. Its product is annotated as kelch domain-containing protein 4. The coding region runs from base 90 to 1556 and encodes 488 amino acids. Gene Ontology annotation, molecular function: protein binding. The transcript has 10 exons. The record is from RefSeq and is a predicted model, not a curated record. Lineage: Eukaryota; Metazoa; Arthropoda; Insecta; Lepidoptera; Papilionidae.